Messenger RNA from Chanos chanos (milkfish), 1616 nucleotides. It is a transcript of the gene oxct1a, whose product is annotated as 3-oxoacid CoA transferase 1a. Gene Ontology annotation, biological process: ketone body catabolic process. The coding region runs from base 1 to 1578 and encodes 525 amino acids. Lineage: Eukaryota; Metazoa; Chordata; Actinopteri; Gonorynchiformes; Chanidae. Gene Ontology annotation, cellular component: mitochondrion. The record is from RefSeq and is a predicted model, not a curated record. The transcript is spliced from 17 exons. Gene Ontology annotation, molecular function: succinyl-CoA:3-oxo-acid CoA-transferase activity.
AUGGCGGCCUUGAAAUUACUUUCACAUGCAGAGAAAGUCAUCUUCAAGAAUGUGGCAGCAGCCAGUAAAUUCGACUUUGCAAGACAUUCCCCCAGUAAGGUCUGUGGCUGUUACUUUUCCACUUCAAGUUCAAGGAGAUCCCAGUUCUACUCCAGCCCCGCGGAUGCGGUGAAGGAUAUUCCGAAUGGAGCCACUAUUCUGGUUGGAGGAUUCGGAUUAUGCGGUAUCCCAGAGAACCUGAUCAACAGUUUAUUGAAGACAGGUGUGAAAGGUCUUACUGCAGUCAGCAACAAUGCAGGGGUGGAUGACUUCGGCCUGGGCCUGCUCCUACAGACCAAACAGAUCAAAAGAAUGAUUUCCUCUUACGUGGGUGAGAAUGUGGAGUUUGAGAGACAGUACCUCGCUGGGGAACUGGAGGUGGAGCUCACCCCACAGGGCACCCUGGCAGAGCGGAUCAGGGCCGGGGGGGCAGGUGUGCCAGCCUUCUUCACCGCCACGGGUUACGGCACACUCAUCCAAGAGGGCGGCUCUCCCAUCAAAUACAACAAAGACGGAAGUAUCGCUAUUGCCAGCGAACCCCGAGAGGUUCGUGAGUUUAACGGUCGACACUUCAUCAUGGAGAAAGCCAUCACGGGAGAUUUUGCACUAGUCAAGGCCUGGAAAGCGGACCGAGCCGGCAACAUCAUUUUCAGGAAAACAGCACGAAACUUCAAUCAGCCAAUGUGCAAGGCAGCCAAGGUUACCAUAGUGGAGGUGGAGGAGAUUGUGGAUGUAGGGACGUUUGCGGCGGAGGACAUCCACAUCCCCAGUAUCUACGUCCACAGAGUGGUGAAGGGCGACAGCUAUGAGAAGCGGAUAGAGAGACGCACGGUCAGGAAAGGUCAGGCCGAGAAACCCAAGCCGAAGAAAGACUCGGACAUCGUGCGGGAGAGGAUCAUUCGCCGAGCCGCGCUCGAGUUUGAGGAUGGCAUGUACGCUAACUUAGGAAUCGGAAUCCCAAUGCUGGCCAGCAACUUCAUUAAACCUGAUAUCACCGUCCAUCUACAGAGUGAGAACGGCAUUCUGGGCCUGGGUCCUUACCCCACAGAGGAUGAAGUGGAUGCAGACCUCAUCAAUGCUGGCAAAGAGACAGUUACUGUUCUUCCUGCGGCUUCCUACUUCUCCAGUGAUGAUUCCUUUGCUAUGAUCAGAGGUGGCCACAUUAACCUCACAAUGCUGGGUGCGAUGCAGGUGUCCAAGCACGGAGAUCUGGCCAACUGGAUGAUUCCGGGCAAAAUGGUGAAAGGCAUGGGUGGAGCCAUGGACUUAGUGGCCAGUGCAGGAACCAAGGUGGUGGUUACAAUGGAGCAUUCUGCAAAGGGAGGCAAACACAAGAUUCUGGACAAGUGCAACCUUCCCCUGACAGGCAAACAGUGUGUGGAUCGCAUCAUCACAGAGAAGGCUGUUUUUGAUGUGGACAAGAGCAAAGGCUUGACUCUGAUCGAAAUAUGGGAGGGGCUUACACCAGAUGACAUAAAGAAAUGCACGGGCACAGACUUUGAGGUUUCUCCUGAUUUAAAACCAAUGCAGCAGAUUUAAACAUCGAGAAGAAGUUACUACUGACUGCAAAGGCUGGG